CGGCGUCCUUUGAAACAGCAGCGAUAUCCCUGUAGCUCAAUCACAGACCAACCAGGAGUUUCUGCUUUUAUUUUGUUCAAACUAUCAGAUUGAAAAAGAUGAUUCCACCAGCCGAAUCUCUCCUCAAAUACGACAAUCCAGUUUUGAUCAGCAAAAGCACUGACAGAAAAUCACUAAAGGGGCGCCCUUUAAAAGUGGGUCCACAGCAGGUGAGGGGACAGUCUACCCCUGUUCCACCACCUCCAAAGUCAAAACCCACCUCUACUGACACCACCAAGCAGGAAGAUGAGGAGAUCCUAAACGCCAUCCUUCCACCUAGGGAAUGGACUGACAGAACCCAGACGUGGGUGCAGCAAGUGUCCAGUGCACCUUGUACAAGAACAGAUGUUAUUCACCAGGAGGAGCUGCUGGACACAAAGCUGCAACAAAGGCAGGCCAGACAGACAGGAAUCUGCCCUGUCCGCAGGGAGCUCUAUUCUCAGUGCUUUGAUGAGCUCAUCAGACAGGUGACCAUCAACUGUGCUGAGAGUGGCCUGCUGCUCUUGCGGGUCAGAGACGAGAUUCAAAUGACUAUUGCUGCCUACCAGACUCUGUAUGAAAGCAGUGUGGCCUUCGGUAUGAGGAAAGCCCUUCAGUCAGAGCAGGGAAAGGUUGACAUGGAGAAAAAAAUUACUGAUCUUGACGAUGAGAAACUGGAGCUGAAGAAGCAACUGAACGAACUCAAGUCUCAAUGUGAUGCCAUUGAAAAACGAGAAACUGAAAGGCGACAGAUUGAAGAGAAGAAGCACGUGGAACAGAUCCAGUUGCUCAAGAGAACCAACCUGCAGCUCAAGACCCAACUGGAAGGGAUCAUCACACCAAAGAAGUAACACCACCAUCAAUAACAGAGUGGCCAUUUGACUGCACACAAUGUGACAUUUGUCUUGUUUCUAAAUAUCUAUCAAAGUAAA
Labrus bergylta (ballan wrasse) is the source of this 950-nucleotide messenger RNA. It is a transcript of the gene dnali1, whose product is annotated as dynein, axonemal, light intermediate chain 1. The record is from RefSeq and is a predicted model, not a curated record. Gene Ontology annotation, cellular component: filopodium; axoneme. Gene Ontology annotation, molecular function: dynein heavy chain binding. NCBI's taxonomy places the organism in Eukaryota, Metazoa, Chordata, Actinopteri, Labriformes, Labridae.